AUGAGGUCGAUCCUCGGUGCAUUUCUUAUAGCCGUCAUUGCUUUUGCAGACGAUAAGUCAUUCUGUGAAAAGAAAUGUGGUGAAAAAUAUACAGAUGAAGAAUUACGUAACGCUUGCGUUGUCGGUUGCGGCGGUCGCGCAUCGAUCUCGGAGGGUCCGUUUUCAUUCGUUGACUGUUAUAGAAAUUGCGACAACAAGUUUAGUAAGGGUAAUGAAACUAAGGAAGUAUCAGAGACGCAUGCUGCCUGCUCCUAUGCAUGCUCUCUCCCUGUGAGCAGAAGCGUUUUUAUGUCUGUGAACUACGCCAAUGGGGAGAAGCCAGUCGUGAAAAUAGUCCGCAAAGAAGGCGAUGAAGUGAGCACUUCCAUCGAUCGUGCACCACUCACUGGCGAUGUUGAUGUGGAUCGUUUCGUUGCGAAUAUCCUCGGAGAUAUGAACAGUCAUCUUCUUUCAUUCCGCAAUCCCUUCAAUCCUUCUCCUUCCCAGGAUAUCAAUACUUCUCGUGACAUGAUGAUGGGCCCCCAUCAUGGUCAGAUGAUGGCUGUGCACGACCGAAUGAACGAAAUGUUAGCGGCUUUCUCGAGACAAUUCUUCGAUGGGAUUCGACGUCAGAUGCACCGUCAACACCACCUCGCUAUGCAUAGACCAGCUGGUCACGAAAACAUUGCUCAUAUGGGUCCUGAGAUUGGGAACAUGAUGUCGAAUGGAGACCCUAUAAUCAUCACUCAUCCUCUAUCUGGAUUUGAAGAAGAUGAGGCGAAAGUACGACCAAUUAAAGUUGUACGCUACCAAAUGACAACGAACCACCCGCCAUCAGUGUUCUACUGGAUCAUGAUCGUGUUUGGAAUUGGAGCACUACUCUUAACGCUUUACGCAUCUGUUAUCUUUUUCCGCGUAAUGCGCUCUGCAGCGUACAGAAGGAUUUCGGGUGAUGCACCAGGAAGACGCCCGGCGGCACCACCUGCCCCAGGUGCGAUUCCAGUUAAGAAGGUACCUCUGGACGGCUGGGUAGAACACAGCGAGCCAGCCGGAGUUCCACCGCCUGCUUACGAUCAGAUGGGGCAGCACGCAUCUGUUAUCUUUUUCCGCGUAAUGCGCUCUGCAGCGUACAGAAGGAUUUCGGGUGAUGCACCAGGAAGACGCCCGGCGGCACCACCUGCCCCAGGUGCGAUUCCAGUUAAGAAGGUACCUCUGGACGGCUGGGUAGAACACAGCGAGCCAGCCGGAGUUCCACCGCCUGCUUACGAUCAGGUCUCUAUCCAUUCCAUUCACAAGCAGAAAAUUCCCGAUCCGGCGGAGCAACCACUGAGCGAAGCGGGAACAAUUUCCCCGAAUGCUAGUAAUGAGCAAAAAUAA
This is a messenger RNA of Necator americanus (New World hookworm), 1356 nucleotides long. RefSeq lists its product as uncharacterized. Bases 1 to 1356 code for a protein of 451 amino acids. Lineage: Eukaryota; Metazoa; Nematoda; Chromadorea; Rhabditida; Ancylostomatidae. The record is from RefSeq and is a predicted model, not a curated record. The transcript is spliced from 10 exons.